This is a messenger RNA of Chanos chanos (milkfish), 558 nucleotides long. RefSeq names its product cytochrome c oxidase subunit 6A2 (gene cox6a2). Gene Ontology annotation, biological process: mitochondrial electron transport, cytochrome c to oxygen. Gene Ontology annotation, molecular function: enzyme regulator activity. The record is from RefSeq and is a predicted model, not a curated record. The coding region runs from base 120 to 425 and encodes 101 amino acids. Lineage: Eukaryota; Metazoa; Chordata; Actinopteri; Gonorynchiformes; Chanidae. The transcript is spliced from 4 exons. Gene Ontology annotation, cellular component: respiratory chain complex IV; mitochondrial inner membrane.
AAGGACAAACAGACAGAGGUGGAGAAAACGAAAGGGGGACAUAAAGGACUACUUACCGAUAAUUUAAGAAAUAAAAAAAUAACCUGUUCAGUGUCUGGAAGGAGUGAAAGAUAGUAGUGAUGUCUGCGUUUGGGGUACUGACCCGCCGGGCUUUCUCUGCUGCUGCGUCGCAUGGAAGCCACGAGGGGGGAGCCAAGACCUGGAAAAUCCUGUCCUUUGUGUUGGCUCUUCCUGGCGUGGCUGUCUGUAUGGUCAAUGCGUACAUGAAGCAACAAGCUCAUUCCCAUGACCCACCGGAGUUUGUCCCUUACCCACACCUGCGUAUCCGCACCAAGCCGUGGCCCUGGGGCGAUGGAAACCACUCACUUUUCCACAACCCUCACACCAAUCCACUGCCCACCGGGUACGAGGGGGGUCACCACUAAUGACGGCAGAGUCCCUCUCUGACCGUGGCUCAGUUCUCAGUCCCAGCGCCGUAUACGUGAGGGUUCAUAAACGUCUGAACUGAGACUGUGUAAACUGUAUCUACCAAAAUAAACUGUUUUUACUGUGAACCAG